AUGGAUGCUUUCGCCCUGCUGACUGGCGGGGCAAAAUUCGAUCGGCGGCGCUACAAGAAGGACAUCGAUGCUUUCAAUCCAAAAGCAGUCACCACUGCCGCACAGCAGCAGGCGGCCCUGGCGGCGGCUAGGAGGGCUGGCGGCGGCAGUGACGGCGGCGGAGUAGCAGUGCACGGUGGCAGCAGGGCCGGCGGCGGCGGUGGUGACGGCGGUGGCAAGAAGCGCAGCAGGAAGAAGCGGCGGCGGCUGGCAGCUGGGGAGGAGGAGGAGGAAGAGGAGGAUGAUGUUCGACCUGGAGGUGUGGAGAUGUUCGGGUCCCGAGGAAAGCGGCAGGAGGAGGAGGGGGGCGCUGGCGACAGCGAAAACGAAGAAGAUGAUGAUGAUCAGGAGGAGGAGCAAGGGGGGGAUGACAGUGCCGAGGGCGACGAGGAAGACCACGAGAAUAGCGAGGGGUCAGAAGAGGAUACGGGUCAAGAGGAGCAAGAAGACGAGGAAGAAGGCGGCAGAAGGAGCGAGGAGGAAGCAGCAGCAGCAGCAGCGGAUCGGCGGCGCGGCGGCAGCGGCGAUGCGACGACGUCGGGUCGGCGGUUAGCGGACCUGGGGCCGCUGGUGGAUGACGUCAUCCCCACGGUCAAUACCAAUGACCCGUACGAGGAGGCGAAUCUGAUCCGCAAGGCCCUGCGCAUCAAGGUUACCGGUACCGAUGUGCCCGCGCCGCUUAAGAGCUUUGCCGAGCUGGCUGCCAGGUACCGGGUCAGCCGGCGACUCGUGACCUCGCUGCUCUCCUCCGGCUUCACCUCCCCCACCCCCAUUCAGCGCCAGGCCAUACCCGCACUGCUGGGGGGCAGGGAGCUGCUGGCGGUGGCACCCACAGGCUCCGGCAAGACCCUGGCCUUCCUGGUCCCCAUCCUGGCGGGUCUGCGAGCUGCUCGCUCCAGGGGGGAGUGGCCCGAGGGGGUGAAGGCGCUGGUAGCCCGCGUUCUGAAGCUGCUGCUCCCCGGCACCGGCCUACGCGGCUGCCUGCUGACCAAGUCCACGGCGGCUGGCAGCGACUUCUCCAAGGUGGAUGUGCUGCUGGCGAAUCCGUUGCGGCUGGUGAAGAUGGUGGAGGAGGGCAAAGUGCAACUUGCGCAAUGCAGGUACGUUGUCCUGGACGAGGCCGACAAGCUGUUCGAGCUGGGCUUCAUGGAUCAGAUCGACGCGCUGCUGGCGGCGGCGCAGCACCGGGACGUGGUCCGGGCGCUGUUCUCCGCAACGUUGCCGGAGCGCGUUGAAGAUCUGGCUCGCAGCGUCCUCCAACAGCCUCUAAGGAUUACCGUGGGGCUGCGGAAUGCGGCCGUGUCCAAUGUACGGCAGCGGUUGCAUUUCGUCGGUCGUGAGGCUGGCAAGUUGCUCGCUCUGCGGCAGUUGUUGGCGGACGGCGGUCUGGUUCCCCCCGUGCUUGUGUUUGUGGGGAGCAAGGAACGAGCCAAGGCCCUGCACAGGGAGCUGAUGUACGACGGAGUCCACGUGGAUUCCAUUACGGCAGGUCAACCACAAGCGGCUCGCAAUGCUGCGGUCGACAACUUUAGAGCUGGUCGCACCUGGGUGCUCAUCGCCACCGACCUCAUCGGCCGCGGAAUGGACUUCAUCGGCGUCAACACCGUCAUCAACUACGACUUCCCGAGGUCCACUGCCGACUACGUGCACCGCAUCGGGCGGACGGGGCGGGCGGGCAGGUCGGGGGACGCGGUGACGUUCUUCUCGGAGGAGGACGGCCCCGCGCUGCGGCCCAUCGCCAACCAGAUCAAGGCGGCGGGUGGCGAG
Volvox carteri f. nagariensis is the source of this 1806-nucleotide messenger RNA. RefSeq lists its product as uncharacterized. NCBI's taxonomy places the organism in Eukaryota, Viridiplantae, Chlorophyta, Chlorophyceae, Chlamydomonadales, Volvocaceae. Gene Ontology annotation, biological process: maturation of SSU-rRNA. The annotation marks the transcript as partial. Gene Ontology annotation, molecular function: ATP binding; nucleic acid binding; RNA helicase activity. The record is from RefSeq and is a predicted model, not a curated record. The transcript is spliced from 11 exons.